Podarcis lilfordi (Lilford's wall lizard) is the source of this 19373-nucleotide messenger RNA. The record is from the annotation of a GenBank genome assembly. NCBI's taxonomy places the organism in Eukaryota, Metazoa, Chordata, Lepidosauria, Squamata, Lacertidae.
AUGCCUAAAGCCUGCUCGGCCGUUAACUGUCCCAACCGGGACACGCGGGAGAACCGGGCCAAGGGCCUCUCAUUCCACAGGUCUGCAUCUGAAUACCGUAAUGGGGCCUCCUCAUGGAGAGUGUGGCUGGUUCUAAGCCUAUUAGCGGAGGGGGCGGGGCUUUGGUUAACAAGGGGCGGGGCCAGGUGUGGGGUUGUGGGCGGGGCUUUGUGUCAGUCGGUGUCGUCACCUGCACCAUCAGCCCAUGUGGGGAAAGUCAGUGGGAUUUAUAGUUUCCCAUCUCUUCUUCCUCCUCCAGCUUCCCCAAAGCCCAUGAACUGAGGAAGAAGUGGAUGCUGGCUGUGAAUCGCAUUGAGCCAGGCUCCAGGAAGCUGUGGAUCCCAGGCUCAGGCGCCUGCAUCUGCUCAGAUCAUUUCUUCCAGGAUGAGUUCGAGGUGUAUGGAGGACAGAAAAGGCUGAAGGCGGGCGUGAUCCCCUCCGUCUUCUCCUUCAAGGUAUCCUAGCGCCAGAGAAGGGAGGAGAGUGCUGUCAGGCAGGGCCACCAAGUAGCCAAUGCUCUACCAUGGUUUAAGGCAGAAUAUUAGCCUCCAUCUGUGAUCGCUCCCCCAGUGGUGGCCACCAGCUUAGGUGCCUAUAAAAGAGGAUUCAUGGGUCUGCACUGCUGUCAGAGGCAGUGAUGCUUUUGAAUGCCCAGCAGGGGUGCCAAUUUAAAUCAAAUAUUGUGGGGGCCCAGGUAAACCCCACCCCGCAUAAUCAAUCACAUGACACAGUGCACACACACAUUUGAAUAGAAAUGCCCAUCAACAUUGUGGGGGCCUGGCCCCCUUAAAUAUUUUAUUGUCGGGGCCAAAGCCCCCACAGCCCCUAGGAGUUGGCUCCUAUGAUGCCCAGUUGUAUAGAAACCAUGUGCUCCACCAAAUUCUUAAAGACUACAAGUGAGGGGUGAAUGUCCACAUUCCCUCCCACUGAUAUUUUUUCUGCACAGACAAGUGUAUACCUAAAAUAUCAGAAAGCAUUUCUACAUUUGAUCACCCACCCACAGUCUGAAGAGGCACAGUCAGCUAACAGUUGAGUUUUAACAUGAGGAUUUAGAUAAUCUUAUUUCCCACUUUGCUUUUAAAAGUAUCAGUUGUAACUAAUCAUGAUGGUCAUAGGCCAGCUCCAACUGUCUCUGAAUUGCCAUUUACUGGGGGGGGCGGUUUUUGCCCAGAGGCAUCUGGUUGUUAACUGGGAAACAAAAUGUUGGUCUCAGUCAGGGAUGGAGAACCUCAGGCCUGGUGACCAAACACAGUUCUCCAAACCUCUCUCUCUGGCACUUGGAACUCUUCCCAGGUGAUACCCUUCACACCCUAAAUAUUGUUGCCUAGUUGGAAUUCUAAUGAUGUGGCUUGCUUGUCUGGAUAGAAGAUAAAGAGAGGUGUAUGAGUAUGUGUGUGUAUAGAAAGGUUAAAUUUGCAUUCAUUGCUCUGCCUUCUUUUGCUGCUGCCCCACCCACCACUGACAUGUGGCGCUCAGAAGGAAAUAGGGAGCCUGGUCUGAAAAAAGGUGUGCCACUACUGGUCUAAACAGCCCUUUGAUAUGAUCCAGCAGGGCUCUAAACUUUGACAUGCUGGUCAUGUGUUUUUGUCAGUAAUUGCUACUCUUCUUUUCGUGUGUGUUGAUGUUCUUGCUCAUGAUCCAAGCCAUGCUGCCUUAUUUCAUGGGGUAAAAACUGUUUCUUUUACCAAGGCAGACAAGACUGCAAGCAGUCAUAAUAAAAAAAAGUGCUGCUGACACUAUGUUGGUACACUUGAAGAUUAUCUCACACCAAUUCAUGUUGUUGCCCUUGCUCUGUUCCCAGCAACAAGUAGCCUCAAAGUUUGGAGAAGUGUUUGAUUCCCUCUCCCAGCACUGUAGUGCAUCAACAGCAUGAACCACUGGGGGGAGCCAUAUUAUUAUACAAUAUAUGCUGUGUGGUGGAGGACAUGUGAGGUGCUUGGAGUAAGAAGAUACCAGAAACUUAAGGUCACAAUCCUACAGCGAAGAUUAUUAUUAUUAUCAUCAUUUAUUCAGUUUAUAUACCACCCUUUAUCCAAAGAUCCCAGGGUGGUGUACAACAUCAAGAACAUAUUUCACGGAGCAUAAUAAUAAAAAACAAUGCAGAGCAUAAUUAUAGAUGCAUGCUAAUAAAAUAUUCACAAUAACAGUCCCUGCCACAAACACAUUUAACAAGCCAUAGAUUAUUUAUGGCUGAAGGCCUGGGUAAAGAGGAAUGUUUUUGCUUGGCGCCUAAAGACAUGUAAUGAUGGUGGCAGGUGAGCCUUUCUGGGGAGAGCAUUCCACAGAUGAGGAGCCACCACAGAAAAGGCCCGCUCUCUGCUGGUUGAGGGGCUGCAGGGUUUAGCAGAAGCCCUGCUGCACUUUUCUAACAAACCAGGGCUUCUCCUGCAACCCUUGUGCUCCUAGUACCUAUAAUUGGAUGUUGGGGCUCGGAGGGGUGAGUGGGAGGCCAAAUGCCCCAUUGGUGGGCAUCCUUCGCUAUUACAUUUAUAUCUUGCCUUUUCUCCAGGAGUUCAAGGUAGUAUACACGGUUGUCCCCAUCUCCAUUUCACUGUUGCAACACACUUGUACAGUAGGUUAGGCUGAGAGAUUGUGACUAGCGCAAAGUCACCCUGUGCACUUCAUAUCCGAGUGGGGAUUUGAACUCCGUUCUUCCAGGUCCUAGUCCAGUACUCUCCCUACUACGCCACACUGGCUCUCAUUCCAGGCAUAGUCCUUAACUGGUGGGCUUUAGGAUGUUUCUAGGGGCAGUGAGUUUGUGUCUGUUGUGUUUAUACUGCUUUUGGUGUUUCUGUGCUGUGUGUUCCACACCACACUGUUUCAGGUUGAGCUUGCAUUGGGUGUGGCAGCUAUUCAGCCAACAUAAUGGUGACUUAUCUACUGCCUCCUUGGCAUAGCACGAGAAUAGGAUUGUUCUGUAAAUACACUUCCUACCCCCCUGCACAUUAUCUAGUUGCACUGUUCAUUUCUAUGCUUCUGGAAGAUUUGCUUGUAAUCAAAUGUCAUCGUUCCCCCCCCCCCCCAUUUCCUCUUUAUGUCACAGAGUCACUCCAUAUUUCAUUGCUGUAGGGUAGGAAAGUUUUAACAGUAAAAUUAUAUUAACACACAGGAAGAAUGGAGGUUAUAUUUAGCUAUUAUUUCCAUUGUAUUCAACUUUUCUAUAUCACCUUGAGCAUUAAUUCAAAACGUGUUGACUGACCAAUUUAUGUGUAUUUCAGGGUAUCUCUAUGUUUCUAUUUCUUUUUUAGAGUUCCUCUACUUGAUCCAUAUUUUAGUUUCCUCCAGGUUGCUUAUUAGGUUUACAUAACAGGGGGGGACGGACAUCUAGAGGCUUGGGGUUUUGUUUUUUUAACACUGGAGUGCUUUGUGGGGAACCCUGCAAUAUGCAAACCCACACAUGAUUGCUCGGCAGACAAUGGCCACUUUGUGUAACAUUUCACUGAGUUUGCACCACACCCUGGUUGCAGUGUUUCCAUUUCUGCUUGCAAGUUCAGGCAGAAUCUAUUCAAGUUUAAGAAAUUUCAGGUCUCACUGAUUUCAUGGCCUCAGCUCUGUAUUACCUAAAAGAGCAGCUUCGCCCCCAUCAUUCAGCUCUGAGGUCCAGUUCUGAGGGCCUUCUGGUGGUUCCCUCAUUGUGUGAAGUGAGGUUACACGGAACCAGGAAGAGGGCCUUCUCAGUAGUGGCACUCGCCCUGUUGAACGCCCCCACAUCAGAUGUCAAAGAAAUGAACAAUUACACAACUUUCCGAAUACAGCCCUGUAUCAGGAAGUUUUUUAAGUUUGAUGUCUCACUGUGUUUUUAUAUUAUGUUGGAAGAUGCCCAGAGUGUCUGGAGCAAGCCAGUUGGAUGUCUGCGGUUUAAGUAAUAAAUUAUUAUUAUUAAUAAUAAUAAUAAUAAUAAUAUUCAGUGGGAGAGAAUUUCAUUGCAAUUCGAUACUGCAGUUACACUAGCUGAGUGGGCAUGGGUUGCUUCUCAGCUCCAUGCCCUAUUCUGGAGUGGGGAAUUGGCUGUGGUCAGAAGACUUGAGGGUCCUUAUGUUCCCCACCACCCAGGGGCCAACUUUAACGGGUGGAUGGGGUUGCCCACCUGUCAGUCAGCCAACAUCACAAUAAUGUCAGGUGGCCCAUCUUCCUUUGACCUGCGCAGCUUGAAAUCAAACCAUGCGGACAAGGGCGCAGUACUUUGUAGGUGCCUGCAAUCAGCUGCUUUGCAAGCAAGACCAUUUUUGGCCCAGCUUUGUCUUCGCUUGCCUGACACCUGCUGACAUAUAUGACAUCCGGUGUAGGACAGAUGGGCAUGGAUUGACCAAAAUGCCUUCGCAGGCCAAAUGGGGAAGCCUGGUGGGCCUAAAUAAUAUUGCAGGCUGGAGAGCCCCCAGUACUGCUGCUGUGUCUUAGCUGGAAAAUUCCUCAUCAGAGGAUAACCUGGAACUCCCAGUACUAAGCAAAGCCCCAGACCUGACUAGAUCUGGGGAGAGGAGUAAGUUGGGACUCUUGGACAAGGCCGCUGUGGGGCUGUUGGCACAGUGGGAGAGUUUGGCCUCAGAGGCUAAGGCUGGAUGGACCCUGAGCUUGUAGGAGCAACGAUGUUUUAAACAGCAAAUGGAAACCUGUCCAUAAAGGGAAGUACCAGACUUGGGAGUCCAGGUCUUUCUUUGACAACAGCUCAUGAAACUCAGUUGGACCCCUGGGUGUGGUUCCGGUAGCUCCAGCUCAAAGGCCUCAGUACCAGGCUGGAACACUUCUUGCCUGGACCUUGAACUGCCCCUCAACUUGCCUCUUUCCUGCACCACUUGGGAUCGGCUCUUUAUGUGCUAUGGGAACAACAUGAGUGCUGUGUUGGGUGGGAUCUUCUUCCUUUCCUUUGCGUGUUUUGGCUACAAAAUUGUGUUUGAGAGCAGCAAGAGGAGUCUUGAACCCCUGUUUAUAGGGAUGUUUUGGGGCUUCCAGCAGCAGAGUUACUGCUGGUUUUGCAUGUUGUGAUGAAGGGGCAUCUGCUCUUUGUGUGCGUAUGUGAGUCAUUAAGAAUUCGUAGGCUCCCUCCAUUUGUGGGCACCAUCACCUAUAGUCCCUGAUUGGUGGGCUUUGGCAGAGUUUCUUAGUACUGUAGUAGGAAGUGUGGGGGAGGGCGGUCUGCUGUUUUUAUGCCAUUUCAAUGUUUUCUGAGUUGUGUGUUUUCCUCAGAUAUAAUGACUGGUCUCCUGGUACAGUAGCCAGAUAUCUCCCCUCCUCUUCCUAGAGUAUUUACAGUAUAAGAUUGCUACCUCAUUCAAGAGUAGCAUUCAACUAAGUUUUACUCAGAGUAGACCCAUUGAACUUAAUGGCCCUAACUGAGUCAUGUUUAUUCAUUUCAGUGGGUCUGCUCUGAGUAAAGCUUCGUCAACUACCACCUUAAACGUUUAGUUGUUAGCUGGGAUGUGUCCAUGUGACUGCAUGUUGACACAAGUUAGCAUUCUAGACUCUUACCUCACAGAUAAGUCUAUCCUGGAUGCACAUCUUUGUAGGAUCUGAGAUUGGUAUAGCCCAAUGAAUAAAGAUGGAAGAGAGUUGAACUGAGGUUUUGUUCCUGUCUCUCACUUAUUUAGAGCAGAAAGGUCUCAAUUUGUCUGUAGCUGUCAGAGGUAGGGAUGUUGUUAGAUACAAUUCCCAUCAUCUCUGUUGGAUUCACAACAGCAUUGGAACAUCAUGUUUUCUGUCCUUGCUAUGACAUUUAAAAAGGGGGGAAAAGACUGUGUGUCCCUCACUCUUUAUAUCCACUUCAUAAUUCUUUGUGUUUGCCUCAUAUCUAAUCUUUUUUCCACGCUUCCAUGGUGUAGGGAGGUGGUAGUUGUUUUUCUGGAAGUAUUGCUGAUCCAAUCUAAAAGAAUCUCUGCACAGAAUAACGUUUUGGUUUUGCCACAAGAGGGAACAUCAGAUUUGGCUGCAAUGUGGGACCUUUCCCCCACUCUCCCCCUUUAUUACUGGUUGUAUUCAUCAGAGCAUAGGCUGCCCAAAACGUAGCUCCCUGGGGCUUUCUGUCCUGUAUUUCCUGUGUUUUCUUUCAGAAUGGGUGAUCUGUGUGCCUCUGAAGCUGCAACAUAGGCACACUGCUCUUAACUGCCAAGUGUUUGUUUCAGGAGAGUGCCCUGCCUCCUUGUCUUCAGUCCCUGAAUAAUGCAAGCACUGUCCACGAAAAGUUUCAGUAUGUACAGCUGUUGUUAAAUGUCAUGCUACGGCAGGAACAAAAUGUCCAAGAGGGCAGGGUAUCCUGGGUUACAUUAAGAUUUGAAGCAAGUCCCUAGUAGCAUGUGGCUUGUUACCCUUUGAAGCAAGAUGCUGGGCUAGGUAGAUCUCCUUUGUGGAUUGAGGCAGAAGAUCUUGCGCUACCUAUGGCAAUUGAAAGCUUUCAUCUUGGGUCAUAGAAGGCAGAAGGAAAUGGCAAACACAGAAGAUGGCCAGGGGUGGGGGUGGGAAGCAUCCCAAAAGAAGUGAUUUUAUCCAGAUGCAGCCUACCUGGCUGGACAUGGCUUCAGGCUUCAAAGUGGCCUGUUUUGUAAUCCUUCUCACUGAAGGAGAACUGAGUUUAGUUUGGUGCCUUUGUAGAACAAUCACAGGCCUCUUAAAGAACUAGGCAGAUGCAAAAUGCUUUCUAAAUGGCGUAGUCUUAUUUGGUACUGUUUGGACUUUCUGAGGGGGUUUCUCUCAGCCUUGAUAUCUUGCUCACAUCUGGGAGAGGCCUGGGUUACUGCAUGAAGAAAGCAAUGGUUUCUGGGAUCCUCAACAUCUGGUUUGGAUUAGUGAGGUAACCGCAACAUCCUGUGAGAAGGCCCUGGUGUAAUAACUGGAUUUGCUACCUCAGUCCAAAAAAUGAGCGCCUGGGGAGAGUGCACCCUCCUUGCCUCUUUCCAAAAGUUGAAAUAAAUUCAUUUGUAUGGGAAGUCAUUUGAAUUUUUUAUAGCCAAAGGGGUGGGGAAAUGACAUUGCACAACUCACAGAAGCAAACUAACUUCCCAGGGGUUUAACUCUUGUCCUCCUUGGCGUAAGUCAUGCUGUUCUAGAGGGGAAAGAGUUGUGAUACAGGAACAACAAGGCUGGUUUCUCGUCCCUAAAUCUUACCCAGGUCCCUCAAAUGCCUCAUAAUUUCUGUCAGAAUUCCUAGUCUCUGACAAUACAGAGCUGCAGAGGUGGACACUUCCAAUCCCAUCCCCUGGUUUUCUGUGAAGGCAGCAGAAAUGUAAGAAUUGCUGGCAUUAGGGGUGUUUGUCUUCCUUGUACAGGACAGGAAAGGCUUCCUGCUAGUGACUCUUCCCUGGUCAGGAAAGUUGUAGUGCAGCUCACCUUGGCAGCUUAGCUGGACUUUUUACUUGUCUGCCUUGCUCAGCAAUUUGGGCCAUACUGAGGAAUUUCUGAGCUGCAGCUUGAUUCUCAUUUACUAACCUCAAGGGCUCUCCUACUAGAUCUCCUUUGUCCCUAAAAUAUGUGCUACCUCAGGUUCUGGUCCAGUCUAAAACCUGCAACCUCUAAGGGUUGACUCCAACUAAAUUCUGCUUGGUGUAGGCCCAUUAAAAUUAAUGAACCCAAGUUAGUCAUGUCUGUUAGUUUCAGUGUGUCUUCCCUGCAUAUGAGUAAGAUUUGAUACAGCCUCACUUUUCCCUUCUCAUUCAGCAGUGUUAGGAAACCUCAGGUUUGGGGGUGAAUGUGGCUCUCUAGGCCUUUCUAUCAGGUCCUCAUGACUCUCACUAGGCCACACCUUUCAUUGUCCCUGUUCUGUGCCCUCCUUGAGAACUGUUGCCUGACUGGAAGAUGUCUGUGAUGAUGCCUUUUGCUUGUGUGAAUGGAAAGAAGUGUGUAUGUGGGGGUCAGGGAGUACAGAUUGUUAUGACUUUUGCAUGACUAGGAUGUAGCCUAUGGUACAAAGAUAAGAGUCCCAUCCGGUGCCCCACCUAAUUUUGCCUCUGGCCUCCUCCAUGACUUGCAUGUGACCCUUGUAAGGUUCUCCAUUGGGCAGUGCAGCUCUUGGGCCCAAAAAGGUUCCUCACCCCUGCUGCUCAGGAAGCAAUGGCUUCUAAGACCAUCCGUUAAAUGAAGAAAAAUAAGCUGUAGGUGACUGUGUUUAUUUUUGGAGACAGUUGAGUAGAUAGACACAUUUCCUAGUAUGUAAUCCACUGAACCUAGGUGCAAGAGCGUGAAUUGAAAGUGGGCAUAUGGGAAGGAAAAAGGCACAUUUCCAAAAGCAGCAGGAUUCAGAAUAGGGAGAGGAUUUACUUAAACUUGCAAACUUGGGUUGAAGGAAGGAAAAUGCAGCAAGGGAGGACGAGAGUUUGGGAAUUGCUAGUGGGCCUUGGGGGGUGUAUGUGUGAAGGGAAUGGAAGAGAAGAACUGUGGUUCAUCAGCUUUUUGCUCAGUAAUAGCAGGAACUGGAAAGCUGAAGAAGUGCCAACACAUUUUAUGAGUCUCUGAUUCAGCUGCUCAGGGUCAUAUAGUGAAGAAGGAGCCACAGAAGAACUUCUUUAUCCAGAUACCUGCUAGGACAGACCAUUUGUUGGCAAUAGAAGGGGUGUCCAGAUGAUAGCCUGACAUGGAAUAUAGUACUGUAUGUACAAAUGGAAGACAGGAACAGGGAAGGGAUUGCUGUACUGGGAGCAAUAUUCAGUGGGGAAUACUAUUUAUUAAAGUGCUUAAAUGUAUGUUAAGUGUUGUACAGUAGUCAAUAUAUUGGCACCCUGCCAAAAUUAGCUCACACUUCAACAGAGGGACAAGACACAGAAGGGUCAGUGAAUAGCAGUAAUAAGGUGGUCAGGCAAAUGCACCAAAUUCAGGGACACUUUAAGUAGCAGUAGUUUUUGAGUUAUUUAUUUUUCAAAUAUAUAUACCGUAUUUUUUGCUCUAUAAGACGCACCAGACCACAAGACGCACCUAGUUUUUGGAGGAGGAAAACAAGAAAAAAAAUAUUCUGAAUCUCAGAAGCCAGAACAGCAAGAGGGAUCGCUGCGCAGUGAAAGCAGCAAUCCCUCUUCCUGUUCUGGCUUCUGGGAUAGCUGCGCAGCCUGCAUUCGUUCCAUAAGAUGCACACACAUUUCCCCUUACUUUUUAGGAGGGAAAAAGUGAGUCUUAUAGAGCAAAAAAUACGGUAUAUAUAUAUAAUCUUAUUUUGAAAAUUUUUAUUCCACAUUUCAGCUGAUAACUCUCCCAGAGGAAGACACAUUGCAGAGUUUCCCUUCUUCCUUAUACACUUUGUUAUCAAACAUUUCCAGCAGUCCUAUCCAUAUUUAGUCAGAGGUUAAGUGUCAUUGUAUCCUAUUGGUUGUACCCUUCUUUGUGUAAGUGCAUUUAGCAUUGCAGCUUUUGAUCAAGGUCAAGGUCUCCCAGCACUUUUCCUGUUCUGCCACCGGCUUGUGGGCUCAGCAGAGGUUUUCCAUAAUCCUAAAACAAAGAAAGGGACAGCUGCAGAGAGAUGGAUAUGGUUCCCGCUACGUCCAAGUGGGGGUGGGGGGAAUAUGCUUAGGUGUGCUGCAGUGGGGUGGGGGAAUGUUCCAAGCAGUUUUUAUUAAGAAGCAUUGCCCCCCCCCCUUUGGUUCUCAAAAUGCCUUAGGAACCAUAUUCAUCUGUGCAAUUUUCUUCUUUUUCUUUUGUCUUUGGUGUAUUUUCUGUAGCUGUCAUUGUGCAUAGAUUUUUAUAGUCCUUUCUAGUGUACCCUGUAGCCCAACAGCAUCGGAAAUGUUUUAGGAAGUUUGAUAUAUACGACUGAUAGCUCACAAUAAUCUGCACUUGAGCUGGCAUGCUUGAGAUUAGGCCUCUGUCUGAAAAAGCUGCGAAGCUUUACUUCCAAAGCCAGUUUUCCUUCCGUAUCCCACUAAUAAUAAUGGGGAAGCAAGGUGAUGCAGGGGCAGAAUAUUUGCAUAGCAUGUAGAAGGUCCCCGGUGCAAUGUCUGGCAUCUCAAGGUAGUGCUAGCUAAAGACUCCUGCCUGGAACCACAGAGAGAUGCUGUCGAAUCAGUGUAGGCAGCACUGAAUUGCGUGUUUCUGUUCCGAGAGUCCAGAAUUCAUUCCCUUCCCAUGCCUGACAGCUGGUGUUGAGGAAAAGGGAUGUGUCUUCACCUUCAGACCAUACUAUUUCAGAGCACAGGCGAGGAAUUCUGUGUUUGAAGUCAGACACUUCACUGGAAAACCAGCACACCAUGGAGGAGACUAAGAGAACAACUGUCUCUGACAAUGUUACCUUUAUUGUGCAGUGAAUUAGUUUUGUAGUGGAAGGCUGUUCCAAUACGUAAGCCCUCAUCUGUAUUCUGGUCUCAGAAAUGCCUUUUUUCUUCAUUUGAAAUAAAUCUGGGUUUGCCUGACAAUGAGUAAAUAACGUAGAGAGUAGGUUGGAUCAAACAUAAUGCCACAGUCCUAUAUAUAUCUACAAUGUCUACAGAUAAGUAAAACCCACUGACUUGAAUGGGACUUUGAGAUAAGUGUAUCUAGAAUUGCGACUGAGCAGUUAACUUUUCACCCAGUUAAAUUGAUGAAAUUUAAGAUAGUCAUGAGUAAGUUGCCUCAUUAAUUGUGUGGGACUAAGGCAUAACCUGGAUCCAGCCUCUAAUGUUUGAAGUAUGCUUAAUUAGUUCCAGUAAUACCAUGGUGGGGACGCGGGUGGCGCUGUGGGUAAAACCUCAGCGCCUAGGACUUGCCGAUCAUAUGGUCGGCGGUUCGAAUCCCCGCGGCGGGGUGAGCUCCCGUCUUUCGGUCCCAGCUCCUGCCCACCUAGCAGUUCGAAAGCACCCCUAAGUGCAAGUAGAUAAAUAGGUACCGCUUUAUAGCGGGAAGGUAAACGGCGUUUCCGUGUGCUGCGCUGGUGCUGGCCCGCCAGAGCAGCUUCGUCACACUGGCCACGUGACCCGGAAGUGUCUCCGGACAGCGCUGGCCCCCGGCCUCUUAAGUGAGAUGGGUGCACAACCCUAGAGUCGGACAUGACUGGCCCGUACGGGCAGUGGUACCUUUACCUUUACCUUUUUAAUACCAUGGCAAUGUUGUUGGGGAUUAUUUUUUGUUCGCUUUUGCCUUCUACUACAGCAUUAGCUUAUCCAGUCUGUUUCAACCAGGCCUUUUUCUUUUUUUGGUCGAAUUGCUAUUCAUUUCUAAUUCAUUGCUAAUUCAUUUGAACUCUUUCUCAAUACAGGAACCAACAAAAGGGAAACAUCCAUCAAAGUCUGUCAAAACCAUGGGCAUCAGUUGGCCAGUGGCUAGUGUCAGCGAAGCUACUCCACCAGCUGACUCAUCUCCUGCACAAGCCAAAGCAGUAUGUAUACCAGCGAGGGUAGCUGGUGCCUUCUCCAAUGCCAGCAAUGCAGCUGUUGGGAAGGACUUUGGGGCAGAGGUCAAGGUCAAGAAGAAUGAGCAGGAGAACGCUAAACACAGCGGAGCUGGCUCCAAAUUCUGAAAAAAGCAAUGCACAUUACCAUAUGAAGAGCCCCUCCUCCCCACCAGGAGACCAUUAAGUCCAGAAUCUAAAAUUGCAAAACUGCGUGUCACUAAACGCUGUAGCAUGUAGCUUAUAUUACCAUAGGGACUUGGACAAAGCCUAUAGCAAAGAUGGGGAACCUCAGGCCCGUGAGUGAAAUGUGGCCCUCCAGGUCCCUCUCUGGCCCUCAGGACACUCCCCAGGCCACACCCACUCUUCCAAGGCCACAUCCCUAAUUGUUCUUAGAUUGCAUCCUCCUUGAGUGCUUGUGUCUGGCUGGAAUGUAUCCUUGACCUCAAAUAAUGCUUCUUGUGGGCCUGGAUGGAGGAGGUGUAAGUGUGAGUAGAAACCAGCCUACUGUACAAAGGUAGAACUAUACAUUCUUUGCUCCUGGAGCAAACUGCAGAUCCUGACUUCCAUCACGGUAUCCUAAGUUAGCUUUAAAGAGGGAGAGUGGCCACAUCCACUAACUAUUGUGAAUCUGAUGGGAGAAAGGAGUCUGGGAAGGGUUUACUCUGGCUGUGGUGAGAGGCUAAAAGGAAAAUCAAGGCAAAGGAGAAAGGUGAAGUCGGUUUAGUUUUCAGGAAUAAGCAAAUUCAGCCCUUUGUGGAAAAUCCGCAAGGACAAACAUCGGGUGCCGGGAGGACAUGGAAGUUAUGGUGAGAGAAUUAAAGAGAUGGAGCAACGGGUCUUCUUUGUCUUCCUGUAGGUGGAACUCAUCCAAGCGGAGCAUCAGUAUAGUCUGAGUGAAGCUAUGGGCAGCAGAACCAAGUCUCUGAUUCCCACUGGCCCAGUGCAGGGGACUGAACGGGAGCAGGAUGCAGCCCAGCGUCGCCUCUCCUAUUAUCAGCAGGAGCUGUGGAGUGUGCUGGAGAGCUUGCGGGAGCAGCAUCUCCUCCAGAAGGACAUGGAACACAUGCUGCGCUCCCAGUUCAGCGGUAAGCACCGUAAGCCUUGCCAAAGGGGCUCUUCUUCAUGCCAGAGGCCUUUACAAUAAGACCAGUGCAGUUUGAGAAUCAUUCAAGGUUCCAAGGAGGGAACCAUGAUACAAACCAGCUUCAAGGCUUGGUUAAGAUGAGUGGGGUAAUUUUCACAGCCCUCUAGCGGCUCACGUACCAGAAGUAAUGUAUUCAGUGUUACCUCUGGAAGUGUAUACUUGAUUCUAACCAAACUAUGCCUCCUGAUGUGUACAGUGGUGCCUCGCAAGACGAAAUUAAUCCGUUCCACGAGUCUCUUCGUCUUGCGGUUUUUUCGUCUUGCGAAGCACGGCUAUUAGCGGCUUAGCGGCUACAGGUAUAAACUCGUUCCCGCAACUGCAAGCCUCGACCCCUAGGGAGCAUCUGGCCAUUGCAUAAGCCUCAUCCGGCCUCUUAAGCAGUCCCUCCUGACGCGCUUACAUAACACAAGCCCCGACCGCCGCCAUCCCAGCGACCCUGGAAGAUAAGAUCUGCAGCAAGCACCCCGCACCUCUGAUCCCGGGGCGCGCUCAGCCAAAGCGUCCCCGGACACCUGUCCCGCCACGCCUUUGCGCAGCGCUCUGCAGAGCGGAGCGAUGAGCCCGGCCGAUCGCAGGCAGGGCAAGAGGCGGUGAGGGCGGAGAGAGCGAGGCCCAGAGGGAGUCGUCUCCGGCAACGCCAUCGACGGCCCCGCCGCAGCUCCGGGUCCUGGAGCCCUCCGGCUGCCGACUGCCUUUAUUUUGCUGCAGGAGCCUCCUCUGCACUGGGAUCCUCGCACGCUCCCUCCGUCUCUCCAUGCCUUUUAGGUGAGUGGCAUGCUCGGUGGACGACCCACAGCGGGGCUUCCCUCAGCCGCGCGACCGGAGCUCGCCUUUGUGGUCACUUUGAGAAAAAGGAAAAAAAACUCGCAAGAAGUUUCGUCUUGCGAAGCAAGCCCAUAGGGAAAAUCAUCUUGUGAAGCGACGCAAAAACCGAAAAACCCUUUCGUCUUGCGCGUUUUUCGUUUUGCGAGGCAUUCGUCUUGCGGGGCACCACUGUAUUUUGCUUUAGGAGGCUUAGUUUGGUCAGUAUCGAGAAGACACUCCCAGAGUUAACACUAAAUACAUUACUUCUGGUAAAUGAACCACUGUAGCUGCUAGAAGGCCAUGAAAAAAUUGUGUCCUGGGCUUUUUAGACUCAUCUACCCAUGUACUAUCUGAAACCAAAGGAGUACAUUGGUUGCCAGAUGUGGAAUCUAUUGGCAUUGUUUCAGCCCCCCUACCCCACUUGAUUACCUCCUCAGCAUUUCCGACUGGCCAGUUGUGCUCAGUAUGCAAUUGCUACAAAUCUCCCCCACUUCCCCAAACCCUUAAUAACUUUAAGUACAUCCUUCUCUGCUUUCUUGGCCACCCAGUCCUCCUGGGUUUUGGACCCAGUUUCCCUCCCCAUGAAAAUAGAGGAUGUUGAAUCUUCUUCCGGCCCCCAGUCUGAACGCAAGAGAGUCACUGCUGAGGCCAAUGUUAAAGAAUCGUCCUCUGCAGCAUCACCCCAAAUUAGCUUCACCUCACUGUCCAUCCCUUGCUUGAAGAACCCUCUUUACUUCAGCAGACCUGCAGCUCACUUUGCAGUGUGAGGGAGCCCUGUGCGAGAACUACCCAGCUGCCACCCGCAACUUUGCCGUCUCGCUGCAUUUGUUCUCAGCCAAGGCCUAUGAAUUCGUGAAGAAGACAUUCCAGCUCCCAGAGGCCACCACCCUUCGCACGUAUGUCUUUCUUAUUUGUAUCUUAUUUGUGUUAACUAGGGGCAAACUUUGCAAAGCAACAGUGCACAGGCAUAUGCACUAUAUAUGCAUUCUAGCUUGCUGAAGAAACUACUUUUUCCAGUGUGACACUUUUAAGAUGGGAGAAAAGAAAGAGGGGUGGGGAAUGCCUGAAAACACACUACUUCAUUAUGUCAGGACACCUCACGUACAGACCUAGAGUAGCUCCUGAACGUACUCUGCAAGCUUUCUUUGUAAGAUUUGCCACUGACUGCUCAGACAUGGAUGACACCUCUUGGGACAUCUUCUGAAGGACCACAAUGGCAGAGGAUCUGACUUGCAAGCAGAAGGUCCCUGGUUCAGUCCCUGAGCUGGGAAAAGGCUCCUGCCCCAAAUCCUGAAGGGUUUCUGCCAGCCAGAGCAGACAUUGUGGAGCUAGAUGAAGCAGUGGUCUGACUUGGUAUAAGGCAGCUUCCUCUGUUCUCAUGCUACACAAGUAAAUUCCACAUCAAACAAUCCACAAGGGCAAAUAUGAAGUUUGAGGUGCAGAGGGGAGAGAGAAAUUCAGCUAAAGGUCCAGAUGAAAAAAAAGUUUUUCACUAGCUGCGAAAACUCCUAAGAGCUGCCGUAGAUGUUAUCUGGAGAGGAAGGGAGUUCCACCCUCAGAGGCCCUGUAUCAAGGAUGCCUUCACUCAGGUUGCCGGAAACCAAAUUCCAGGCAAAUGUGACAAUCCCUCAAGGAAAGUAGGGCAAAUUCCUUUGUUCCAAAAAGAAGAGGCCAAAUCUGAAAAUCAGGUUCCACAGAGGAGAUAUUUGCAGAUCCCCUGGAAAAGCUUUCAUUAAAAAUGCAAUAUUGGGCAAAAGGAGGAAAUUGUCAAACCAUGAGGAUAUGACUGUUGGUAACCCAGGAUUUAGGGCUGGAUGACUGAGAUAAAAAUGAGUUUGACAUCCUGCAAGGGACAGACGGAUGCCUGUGGCACCAUGAAGACUAUCGAUGCAUGGACUUUUGUAAACAAUAGCUUAGGCUGCCACCCAACACCAUUUAUUCUGAGUUAAGCCCCAUGGAAUUCAAUAGGACUUACUUCUGUAGACAUGGCUAGGAUUGCACUGCUACUUCACCAAAUGCAAUUGGUCAAGAAACCUCUGACCUUGAAGGCAUGCUGGGGGGAAAUGGUUAAUCUUUCAUGGUUACUGGAAUUGAACCUUGAAAGAUUUGAGUAAUGUACUAGCCAACUGAUUGAUCACUUUACAUGGGUUAUUAUGGGAGGAAUUCAGUGUAGCCCUAAACAGAUCACACUGUCAGCUCAAGCUUGCUUUUCUGGGAGUUCUCCUGACUGCCUCAGAGCUGAUAUCAGAGGUGCAGGGGGCAUGCAGUGGGAGGAUAGAGAGAAACCUUCAUUGCACUAGCAGAAGUCCUUGCACAGGCUUCCACAAGUGAGACUGGUUAGUUGAAUUGGGCCCUGUGUUUAUAUCCCAAAUUCCUCCAAGGAACCUAAGGUAGCAUACUUGGUUUUAUGUCCAACUCCCAUUUUAUCCUCACAACAACACUGUGAAGCAAGUUAAGCUGAGAGAUGGUGACUGACCCAAGGUCAUCCAGGGAGCUUCAGGACAGAGUCAGAAUUUAAACCUGGGCUGUCCCUUGUUUAGUACAGCAUGACAGUACAACCUCUGCACUGGCUUGGUAUCACAUUGUUGUAUGGAGGCAAUUUGAGAGAGGUAAAUGAUGCCCAAAACUCUGAUCAGGGGAAAGCCAAGGUGAACAAAAAGACUUGAAUAUAGUGUGCCCCGUGUGUGUGUGUGUGUGUGUGUGUGUGUGUACAGAGAGAGAGAGAGAGAGAGAGAUAAGCUUUUCAUCCAUUGGAGGUUAAAGUAAGAUCAGAUUUAUUAGCAAGAGGAAGCAGAGGAAUGGACAAUUCACAAGGAAAAGGAAACAGCUGUGCUAGUUGAUAAAACUAGACUUUGGAGGUAUAAGCAUCACUGCAAGCCUCUAAAGGUUUUCUCAGAAAUAUGUCUUGCUCUCUCAAAAAAAGUAUGAUCUCUCUCUCUCUCUGUCCCACAUACGUACAUAUAGGAUUGCAACCUAAGAAAGAUAGUCUGAAUUGGUUUGUCUUCUCCCAUCCAUCCAAACACUCAGUGGCACCAAAGAAAUAAGCUAAAAAAUAUCGUAAGACGCACGUGCCACUUAACUACAAUAGUCUCUAUGUGGUUUACAGUGGUACCUCAGGUUAAGAACUUAAUUCGUUCUGGAGGUCCGUUCUUAACCUGAAACUCUUCUUAACCUGAGGUACCACUUUAGCUAAUGGGGCUUCCUGUUGCUGCCGUGCUGCCGGAGCACAAUUUCUGUUGUCAUCCUGAAGCAAAGUUCUUAACCCAAGGUACUAUUUCUGGGUUAGCGGGGUCUGUAACCCGAGGUACCGCUGUACAAGAGAUAUAAUGCAAAAUGGUAAAAAUCGGUUAAAACACUAAAAUCAGAUGUGUCAUUAGAAAACGUACUCUGCUAUUCUGUGAGAGCCCAGAUAUGGGGAAAACAACUUUGGACUAUGGAAACAUCAAGAAAAGCAGACACAGCAAAGGCACAUGUAUCACAGAACCACACAACCGGCACUUGGCAAAAUCAAAGUACCGUGCUAUAAUGAUGUGCCUCUUUAAUUUUAAGAGCCAGAAACAUCUUUCAGUGAUGAUUAAAAUAUAGGUGUUAAAAAAUGAACUCAUAAAAUAGUGGUGUAGACAGUGGUGGACACAGUGUGGUGGGGAUGUACACGUGGGAAAAGCACAAAGUGCCCUGUACUAUGGAAAGUCAAUUGUUAUUCUGCUUGUAGUUUACAGAAAGGCAACAAUUAGAUAGCACUAGGAGCCCAUUGGGAAGCAACCUAAGAGUGACCCACACAAACUGUGCCAAAUGCACUGUUAGCCUAAAGGAAACCACAUGGAUGAUUCGGUGUGUUGGGAAGAAAACAGGCUUUCGAGCUCACCUGAUGGUUUAUGGGAGAUUUUUUCUUCUUCUUGAUUUCAAAUACUGCAAAGAGAACAAGAGUAUAAAAGCAGAACUGAUGCAGGCUCUGCCUUCCCACGUGGAACUAUUCUCAGGCUCUCUAGCACAAGCAUGGCCCAAAAUAGUUUAUGAAAGUAACAUCAUGCUUUGAUUUUUCUUAAGCACGAGGGCAAAGAAACAUACUAUCCUCAGGCUCCAAGGUUUGGCAGUAGAAGAAAGAUUUUUGUUUGAACCAAACAUGGAGCUGAUUAGCUUUCUUUCCCAUGCUUCUUCCCUCAUAGGUGGCUCUCAAACCUGGAUUACGAGCCGGGAUUCAGCCAACAAGCCUUCAAUGCUCUGGCAGAGAGAUCUCAAGCAGGGGAGAAAUCCUUCAAGCUGUGCUCUCUCCUUAUGGGCUCAAUCCCUUUGGAAAGGAGAAGCCACUAUGACCCUUCCACCGGGCGUUUGCACGGUUUGAUGGACUUUGGUGCUGGUAAAUAUGAUGCAGAUGAGGUUUCGGCAGCUGGAGAAGCCCUCCUGCUUGUGGCUGUUGGAUUCCAAGGCCAGUGGAUACUGCCUGUUGGCUACUUCCUCCUUGCCACCCUUAGAGGUGACAUACAAGCCCAGCUCCUAGGCCACUGUAUCUUCAAACUGUACGACAUUGGCGUGCAGGUGGUCUCUGUGACGUCUGACGCCACAGCUCCCAAUAUCGAGACAGCCAGGCGGCUGGGAGUGGUGGUGGACGGCCUCUUUGUCAAGUCCACAUUUUUUCAUCCUGCUACUCCUACGCUGGAAAUAGCAUACUACUUCGAUCCCAGCCAUUUGUUGACGCUGAUCCACCGCUUGCUGCAAGCUGCCGGCAGCCUCCAGGUGAGCGGCAAGGCGGUCUGCUGGGAUUACCUCCUGCAUCUCGGGGCUCUGCGGGAAGAAGUGGUGCUCCAGGCAGCAUGCCAGGCCGGAGCGAUCAGCCCGCAGGAACAGCAGGUGUGGGGAAAUGGGGCCACGCAGUUGUUCAGCGAGGGCACGGUUCAGGCCUUGCAUUUUGCAGCGAGGCUCGGCCUGCCUCAAUUUCAGGGUCAUGAAGCCACCGCCCACUUUAUCGGGCUGCUGAGUGCCAUUUUUGAUGCGUGCAGCAGCUGCAGCAUCCAUGGGAAAGGUUUCAAGGCACCCCUCUCCCGCGCUAGUGCCAGCGCCCUCAACAACCUCUGCAACGAGUAUGAGAACCUGCUUCGCAAACUCCGCACUGCCACUGGGGAGCUGGUAGGGCUGAGCAGGCAUCGAUGGGGCUUCAUUGGCUUCCUGGUGAACCUGCGCAGCUUUCAGUGGCUGGCGCAGACCCAUCUACAGGCAGAAGACGAGCCCACCACUUCUUUGAUGUCCUGUUGGUGGAGCCUGGACCCUCUGGAGUGGUGCAGGGGAGCCAUACAGCAAGCCCGUGGGCACAAAGGUGUUGGCCCCGCAUGGACCUUCCAGGAGGCAUACAGGCUUGUCUUGAACAGAGCUCUUUCUGGUCUGGGCCUCGACCCACCAAACCUGCUUGACAUAUCCUUACGCAGAAGAACUAACCUCCAGUUGCAGGCUUCCUGGCCUCUGGCUCGCGGGCAGAUCUGGCACUUGCCUCGGGGCACUGGGCCUCCACGAGAGACACAGGGCAUAGCCCCAGCCUUUCUGGCUGAGUUGGAGGAAGACGCCAUCGCCUGCAUUUCCUGCGUUGUUUUGGGGAAGCUGCUGCCCCUCCUCUCCUGUGCCGAAUGCCGCGCUGCCCUCUUGUGCCCUUGUAAAGGUGUGCCUGCGGGCAGUGCCCUGCUGUGCGUGGAGAGCAAGGGAAGAAAGUACCUCCCGGCAGAGUCCGUACGGAAGGUGAUCCGCCGAGCAAAGCAGGUUGUUGGCCUGCCUUCCUUGUUCCUUGGAGACUCCAGCCACCGCGGGUUCUUGGCGUGGCAGCUGGCCAUCUUGGCAGAUGUGAGUGAGGAGCCCAGUCUUUUCUCAUCCCUGGGCAACCACCUCUUUGAGAGCAACGCUGUGGUUUCCAACCAUUACGUCACUCUGCUGCAGGAGCUUGUGCGAACCUUCUUGGAACUGUGGCUUGAGGCAGUGCAAGGGCAGUUGUCCACGCCACCGACUCAUGAAUGUAGCAGCUCUUUGAAAGUGGCUAAUGGUAAGCAGCAGACAGGGAAUGCAAAUGGCCCCAGCAGGGACUGGCCUCAGCAAACGCGUGGACUUAUGGAGUGGUACAUGCCUAUUUGA